UUGCUUUACAUAAACCAAUUCAUGACUUACUUUUAUUACAUGGUACAGCCAGUAUAGAAUCUGUACACUGGGUAGUAUAUGUUUCUGCCUCGGUCGCUUGUGUACGAAAAAUGGAGUACAGAAUUUCAAGUUCUGUGCUUGUCCUUUUAGUUUUGGUAACGUGCUCAUGCGCGGGAAGGAUCGAAAAACGCUAUGUCGACUACAGUCCACUUCCCCCGCCUCCGCCUGGUCCACCAGGGCCAGAUGGCCCACCAGGAUUUGUCGGACCACCAGGACAGGACGGUCCUAAAGGACCGCAAGGCCCGCAAGGCCCACAAGGCCCACCUGGGCCUCCUGGGCCGCCGGGAACACCAGCAUAUCCAGCCGGACGUCGUAACAUCAUGCCUCAUGCUGCCCCACCUCCUCCUCCACCACCAAUAUACGGACCCCCUGGUCCCCCAGGCAGACCAGGACCUCCAGGACCACCAGGACGGCGAGGUGGACAAGGUGCACCUGGUGGAAGAGGACAUGCCGGACUUCCAGGAAAAUAAAGGACCUAAAUAUUCUGGCAGUAUUUGUAGUAUAUCUAAUGCUCAUGGAAAUUGUCAUCUGGCCGUGUUGAAAUUAUCAUCUGGCCAAGAUUUCCUACCUGGCUUUAUUAAUAUAAGCGGAAAGACUUAAAUAAUAGAGCCUAAUUUUACUUUUUCCUUUCAUAUUUAUCAAAAAUUGUUAUUUAAUAUGGAAUUGUUAUGGUUUAUUCAGCGAUGCACUUUUUAUAUUUUAAAAUAACCUAAUAAUAUAUUAAAACAAAACAAAUUUGGGUUCGUCGAUCUGAUAAUAUCAGUCAUUUGUUAGACAGGUCAAAGUCAUUUGAGUUUUCAUUGGUAUAGUAGUGUCUGGUGUGCCUAUGCAGUGUUAAGGAUUGUUUUAGUUUACCGAAUUAAAGCUUAACUAACUGUGAUUCCAGGA
Messenger RNA from Dendronephthya gigantea, 948 nucleotides. RefSeq names its product cuticle collagen 2C-like. The transcript is spliced from 3 exons. Lineage: Eukaryota; Metazoa; Cnidaria; Anthozoa; Malacalcyonacea; Nephtheidae. The record is from RefSeq and is a predicted model, not a curated record. Bases 111 to 530 code for a protein of 139 amino acids.